AUGGCACCUCAUGGAGAUGCUGUUGUUAGCUCCUACUCUCGGACAAACAACUUCAGCAAGCCCCCGAGACUCUCGACCGACGGCCUCCACCGAACAGUUUCCGACAUCUCGUUCGAACUGAGCAAAGAGGCAUUAGACCCAAAACUGCCACCAAUUUCCGAGGUGGAAGAUGCAAAGUGCGAGUGUUGUGGUAUGAGCGAAGAGUGCACGCCAGAGUACAUAAAACGAAUUCGUGAAAAGUUCUCAGGAAAGUGGAUUUGUGGAUUAUGUGGUGAAGCAGUGAAGGAAGAGUUGGAGAAAAAUGGAGGAAAGAGAGAAGAGGCUUUGAGUGCUCACAUGAGUGCUUGUGUUAGGUUCAAUAAGUUGGGGAGGGCAUACCCUGUUCUUUGCCAAGCUAAUGCCAUGAGAGAGAUCUUGAAGAAGAGCUCGAGGUUGGAAGGGAGGGGAGUUAGAGCCAAAUCUAUCAGUCCGAGGGAUAAUGGUUCAGUGAAGAAAGGUGGGAUUGCAAGGAGCUCGAGCUGCAUUCCGGCCAUUACUAAGGAGAUGAAUGACCUGAAAAUAGCGAAUUAA
Molecule: messenger RNA, 570 nt
Organism: Ilex paraguariensis (yerba mate)
Lineage: Eukaryota; Viridiplantae; Streptophyta; Magnoliopsida; Aquifoliales; Aquifoliaceae
Source: the annotation of a GenBank genome assembly